UGCCCAUCCAUUAGUUUGGAUUGCCACGUCGGGCAGCUAACAUCGCAAAAAUGGUUCAGAGAUCGGGACAGCUCUGGGCGACAUUGGCAAUUAUCUGCCUGCUGCCCUGGGCCCUGUAUGGUGCCUCGGUGCCAGCUGCUUUCGAGGAAAGAGCGAUUCGUCCUCGCUUCGAUGUGGAUCCGGGUAGGAUUAUCAAUGGAACUUUGGCCACAAUGGAGGCCACCAGGCAUCAGGUGGGCAUCAGGAGGGCCCUCAACGAUGGCUACUACUUUGGCACGGGUCACAUCUGUGGGGGAUCCUUGAUCCGCAGCAACUGGGUGCUCACAGCAGCCCAUUGCUUUGUGGAUCAGUAUAUCUACGACGGCACAUUCUUGGCCAAGGAGGAGCUCAUCGUGGUCAUGGGCAACGUGGACCGCUUCAACCGCACCAACUCGCUGACCUUCGAGAUUGAUCUGCUCAUCCUGCAGGUGGACAAGUUCGAUCUCAGCACCUACGACAAGGACAUUGCCCUGCUCCGGCUGAACGACUCCGUGCCGAGCAAUCAUCCCACCAUUCGGCCCAUCGAUCUCGCAUCCAUCGCAGUGCCAGCGGACACCGUCUGCCAGGUGACGGGCUGGGGCACCACGGAGGCGGGUUACAGCUCCGACUACCUCAUGACCGUCGACGUGCCCAUGAUCAGUGAAGAGGUGUGCAUCAACGACAGCGAGCUGGGCGAACUUAUCAAGCCCGGCAUGGUGUGUGCCGGCUACCUGGCGGAGGGGGAGCGUGACGCCUGCAGUGGCGAUUCCGGGGGUCCCCUGGUCUGCCGCAGCCAGCUGGCCGGCAUUGUAUCCUGGGGCAUGGGCUGUGCCCAGCCAAAUCUUCCGGGCGUUUACACGGAGGUCUCCUACUACUACGACUGGAUCCUGGAGCAGAUCGAUGGGGAUGUGGGUAGUGGCGAGGGAAGUGGUGGUGAAGGAAGCGGUGAGGAACCUGGUGAUGGAAGUGGCGAGGGAAGCGGUGAAGGAAGUGGUGAUGACAAUGCAGAUGGAGAUGGCGAUGGUGCCAUGGCGGCCCUUGCAGGAGCCCUUAGCAUCCUGCUGCCAGGCCUCCUCUGCCUCAAAUUGCUUUUAAGCCACCUCUAAUCUAUAUUCCCUCUCCUAGUAGCAAAUAAAACUGUAUUAACUAAUUUA
Messenger RNA from Drosophila persimilis, 1172 nucleotides. Its product is annotated as trypsin-1. Lineage: Eukaryota; Metazoa; Arthropoda; Insecta; Diptera; Drosophilidae. Bases 51 to 1124 code for a protein of 357 amino acids. The transcript is spliced from 3 exons. Gene Ontology annotation, molecular function: serine-type endopeptidase activity. The record is from RefSeq and is a predicted model, not a curated record. Gene Ontology annotation, biological process: proteolysis.